Messenger RNA from Aureococcus anophagefferens, 1309 nucleotides. RefSeq lists its product as hypothetical. The annotation marks the transcript as partial. Lineage: Eukaryota; Pelagophyceae; Pelagomonadales; Pelagomonadaceae. Gene Ontology annotation, molecular function: 6-phosphogluconolactonase activity; protein binding. The transcript is spliced from 2 exons. The record is from RefSeq and is a predicted model, not a curated record.
GCUCUACGUGCUCUGCGAGCUCUCGUCCGUGCUCCGCGCGUUCCGCGUCGACGGCUCCGGCCGCGCGCUCGGCGACGGCGCGCCCUUCUCCAGCGCGCGCGCGCUGCCGGACCCGUGCUACCCGGCCGGCGGCGGCCCGCCGGCGAGCCCGCCGUCGACGUGCGCGGCGCUCGUCGUGCACCCGUCGGGCCGGUUCGCCUUCUGCUCGAACCGCGCCGUCGGCGUCGACGGCCUCGUGACGCGCUUCGACCUCGACGCCGCGGGCGCGCCGGACGCGGCCGUCCACCUCUCGUCGGGCGGUUUGACGCCGCGUGAGCUCGCCUUCGCCGGGCCGAGCGGCGAGCUCCUCCUCGUCGCGAACCAGGACGACAACGCCAUCACCGCCUACGCCGUCGACGCCGACUCCGGCGCGCUCUCGAAGCGGGGCGCGACGCGGCAGCCCGCACCACCGACGUCGACCAUGCUCAAGAAGGAGCGCUCCGGGAGGGGCAUCGUGAACAAGGGCAAGGACCUCGACCGCCCGUCCAUCGCCGAGGAGACGAAGAACCACGUCGCCGACUCGUUCCACGUCAUUAAAAAGCACGGCUACCUCGAGAAGCUGAGCCGGGGCGCCAUGGCCGGCUACCAGAAGCGCUACUUCGUGCUCAGCGGCCCCUACCUCAAGUACUACAAGACAGACCAGCGCAAGGAGCUGUUAGCCGCCGUCGACGUGCGGCCCGUGCUCCUCGAGGUCGGCAGCGACGCGCGCAUGAAGGCCAAAACGCUCUCGCUCCGGCUGCCGCACGAGGACGCGCGCUUCGUGCUCCGCGCGGAGAGCCCCAAGGACCGCGACGCCUGGCUCCGGGCCAUCGCCGAGGUCCAGGUCGAGGCGAAGCGCGACUCGAGUGCGACCUGGGCCGACAGCGACAGCCUCAAGAUCGUCGCCGGCGGGGCCGAGGGCGCGAAGGCGGACGCGCUCCUCGCGGCCGCGCGGGCCCGGGGCCGCGCGGACCUCGAGAGCCCCCGGGCCUCCGAGGCGCGCGCGUCGACCUUCGACGGCCGCCACGUGUCGUCGCUGACGGCCGCGUCCGUCGUGCCCGUCGCGUCUUCGUGCGACACGUCGCUCCUCACGUCCGUCGCGACGGCGCCCGCGGGCCGCGCCAGCGCCGCCGAGGCCGCGGCCGCCGAGCCCAUCGACCUCCGCGACUCCCUCUCCCGCGAGCGGUCCUACUCCGCCAAGACAGCGGACGGCAAGGCGCCGCCCGCCGCGCCGGCGACGCCGCCGCCCGCGGCCCUCGGCCCGCCCUGCCUCUCCUUCUUCGGCUGCUAG